Lutzomyia longipalpis is the source of this 2756-nucleotide messenger RNA. Its product is annotated as centromere-associated protein E-like. The transcript is spliced from 4 exons. NCBI's taxonomy places the organism in Eukaryota, Metazoa, Arthropoda, Insecta, Diptera, Psychodidae. The coding region runs from base 71 to 2611 and encodes 846 amino acids. The record is from RefSeq and is a predicted model, not a curated record.
AAACCGUUAGUAGAUGGCGGAAAAUUUCAAAGAAACCAACGUGGGAAAAGUUUAGAGAGAGAAGAAAAAAAUGUCGAAUCGAGAGCAAGAAUUGGCAAAAGCUGCAAAAAGGAGCAAUUUUGAUGCAAGUAGUGAUGAGAAGAGUUGGAAGGAAGUGCAGAAGAGUCUGAAAAUAGCCCACGAGGAAGCGAAGAAGGAGAAAUUUACGGCGGAUAUUCGUGAUAAGAUGAAUCAGUUUGAGAGCGGAAAAUGUGAUCGAGAAAUGGUUCUUUCGAAGGAAAUUGAAGCCCUCAGGAUUGAGUCAGAGAGGUCAUCCCUCAAUGCUAGGAUGGAGGGUACCAGGAAGAAGAUAUUGGUGCAACAGAGGUCACUUCCCGCCGUGGAGGAGGAUAAGAAAAAUCUCUCCCGGAUGGCCAGCAGGAAGGACGUAGCAGACAAGGUGAAUGGUUACUCGGUAGAUCUAAAGGUAGCUAGUGAUAGGAAGUGGUAUACGCUGCUGAUGGAAGAGAAUGAGGAACUCACCUCACAGCUGGUUAAAGCUUCCCAGGAGGCAGAUGAAUUAAAGAGGAAGAAUGAGAUGCUCCAAUUACAUGAUAGCAACACCGUAAUGCAGCUUCAGAGCUCCCUGAGUCGUUUGCAGAUUACUCACAGGAUCACCAAAGGUGCCCUUGUGGAGGCUCAAGCAUCAAUCCGCACCCUGCGGCAGGAGAAGAAGAAGAAUCUCGUGGAACGUCAGGUUAGUCAGGAAGAACAACCAUCACCGGUGAAAGAUCAAUCCACGGAUCAGGAGAAUCGAUGGAAACAGCAGAAGAGGGAGCUUGAGAAGAAGAUUGCGUUCUACGUGGAAAAAUCCGAGCAAUAUGAUGACAAAAUCAUGGAUCUCAACAUGACCAUUGGGGAAUUGGUCCUUAAGAAUGAAGCCCUGGAAGAGCAGCUUGCAUCAUCUAAACCAGAGCCCACCAAGAGUGGCUCACUUGAUGCCACUGCAGCUGAAAAUGCUUCAGCAGCAGAUGAUUCCGGCGGAAGUACCACAAAGAUUGCUAAACUUCAGCAAAGGAAUGAAACGCUAAAGAUUCAGGUGGAUGCCCUGAUGUUCGAGGUGGAGUCACUGCGUGAGAAGCAAACGUAUGACUAUGCAGUGCUGCAGGAGAAAGAGAAUGAGCUGAAUAAUCUGCAGCGAGAGACAUCUGAGCAGAAGAAACUCCUCAAGGAGUGGGAGGAGAAGGAGAAAGCAUCGAAGCAUCAGGAAAAGUGGCAGGAAACCUUUAAUCGGGAGCAUCAAUCUAAAAUUGCCACCCUCACGGCAUUCUAUGAGAAUUCCCUGGAAAAGGUGACCAAAGAGAAGGAAUCUCUGAUGCUUCAAGUGAAACUCCUCAAGGAAUCCACGGAUAAAUACCGUGAGAAUGACCGAAAAGCCAUCCUCUGCCUGGGAGAGCUGAAUAGGCGUCAGAAGCUCAUUGAGAUGUAUCACGCCCAGAUGGAUGUCCUCAUUGCAGAGAAUACCAGCCUGAAGACAAUGCUCGGAGAUUCACGGCACGACGCAAAGCCUCUCUGCUUCUGGGAUAAGCUGAUGGAGCUGAUAAUGAGUAUAAUCAGUGAUGUUGUGAAGGGUUGUGUUGUUGUGCGUCAAGGAGACAUCCAAUCAGUUCUGGAGGGACUCAAUGAGCUCACAAAAUCCCUCGAGAAGACCGAGCUUGAUCUUCAAUUUUCCCAGGAGGCUAAUAAGAAUCUUCUAAAGGAAAUUGAGAAGAUUCGCGAGCAGCACAGGGAUGAAAUUGAGGCAAUCAAGGCUGAGAAGAAGAACACCGAAGAUUAUUCUAAAUACAAAAUCCAAGCAGAACAACUUCGUGUAAUUCUAACGGCAAAGAAUGAAGCUUACGAAAUUUUGUCCCUAAAAUGCAAAGGUUUUGAGCAGAGACUGAAGGAAGUUAAGCGUGAAAAUGAUGCUCAUCUCAAUGAGCUCGAAAUUCUGCGGCAGCAAGUUGCGGAAAUGGAACUUGUGGCACAAAAGGAGAGGCAGGAACGAGCUCAGAGGGCUACGCAAGAGGAGAAAGCCAUUCAAGUGGAGGAUUCCACAACAGAUGUGAUUGAAGAGCUUCAGCUCUAUAAGAAUCUCUGCGAUGAAUUCAAUGUGGAUGUUCUAACGCUGGAGGCAACCGUUGAGGCGGAGAAGGCAAAUGCGAGGGAGUUGAAUGAGAAGAUUCGCGAGAAUGCCGCCAAGAUGGAGAAGAUGAAGGAACAAAUUGAUCUUCUCACCGCACAAAAGGCCCAAAUGACGGAGAAGUACCAGAAGAAGAUGCAGAAUUUGAUGCAAGUCAAUGAAUUACGUGCCCAAGAACUCGAUCAUUGCAGGAAGAAGUUCCUUGAGGAAGAUCAGGAGAUUGUUCUUCUUAAGGAGCUAAAUGAGAAGAAGACUGAAUCCAUUGAAAGGCUCACCAGUAUUCUCAGAGAGAAAUUGGUUGAGAUCAAGGAACUCAGAAGUAUGAGGAAUGACGAUGUUGGGGAGGAUCCCAGUCCAUAUAGGGACAUCACCGUGCGAAGGGAGAAGCGCAAGAGCGAUCGUCAAUCACUCUACGAUGGAAACCGCAAUGUUCAAAUGAAAUUUGAGUGAUAAAACUCUACUCUAUGUAUAUGUAUGUAAUGAAUUUAUGUGAAAAUUGGAUUUUUUCUACUUCGAAAAAUCAUAAAAAUGGAUUAAAAAUAACGUCUUAUAGAGGCUGAGAAUUAAUAAAGAAAUUACUUAAUCAAACAAUUAA